GUAAACUGGAUCUGCAAGUGCUGUACUUACUUAAUGUGUGAGCUGAAGGCAUUGGUGUGCAUCCUGCUGUCUGCGUUUGGGGUGGAGAUGCUGGACUCUUGAGGAGAGCACAGACCGAGCUGCAGUUUUGGUUCCAAGUAUAUGGAGUCGAAAGUCAGCGUGAUUGCUUGAGGACAACACUGAACAACCAUGGAUGCCUUCACAGAGGUCUGGACAAAGAUCAAGGAGAUACAUGACCGGGAAGUGCAAGGGCUGCGUGCAAAAUUAACCGAACUAAAUGUGGAAAGAUGUCUUGACUCACAACAAUUGGAAGAACUUUUUGCCAAGAACCAUCAGCUGAGAGAACAGCAGAAGAUCCUUAAUGAGAAUGUGAAGAUUUUAGAAAAUAGAUUGCGAGCAGGAUUAUGCGACAGAUGUACAGUCACACAAGAACUUGCUCGAAAAAAGCAGCAGGAGUUUGAAACCGCCCAACUUCAAGGUUUUCGGCACAUUUCGCUUCUCAAUUGUGAAAUCAAUAGACUGAAAGAAGAGAACACACUGCUUCAAGUGGACCUGAGAAAGUUGAAAUGUUUCUUAGAGGAGAGGAAAAAGCAGGUUCAGUCUUGGGAAACCCUUUUCUUGUCAGACACCAAUGUACAUGUUGGUUCCUCCUCACACUACAGAAGGAACCAAAGCUCAAACAGCAAUUUCAGUUUACAGUCAAAUCAUCAAAGGGAUGAGCAGGAGCUCAGGCACUUUACGGAAGGAAGCCCCACUCCCUCUAUACAUUCUCCAAAUUGUCAUUUUCCUGAUUCACCCGUCUUCGAUGUGCAUCCUCAAAGGAUAUCUAAUCAUUUACAUGGAACAAUAGCAUUGAUAACCGAGGGCAAAAGAUGUCCCAGCUGCCCAGAGCAAGACCAGGCCACAAACUCUUGUGCAGAACUCCAAGAGCAGAGCCAUUCUAAGGAUGCACUGCAUUGUUUUUCACCCUGCAGAAAAGAUGGAAACAGCACAGAAGAACCAGAAAUGAUGAAGCAUCCAAAUACUGGGGCAUACCAUGAUACCGGUGAUCUCAAUAAGAAGAAAGAAGAACCAACUGCUGAGGAUGUUAUGGAGAAGCCUCUAGAUUUAUCAGAUUGCAGUAAAAAUAAGGGGUCACUUCAGUCUACAAGCAAAGAUGAAUUGUUCCUUAAACCGGAAACAAAGAAACCAAGAUUGAAAGAGCCACAACACAAGAAAUGUCUUAUGGGUGGAAAGUCACUGAACGUAAAAUCCCAGAACAAUAUGUACUGUUUUGAAACAGACACCAAAGUGGCACGGUAUAACAGCAAAACUGGCUCCAGGGAAGCAGAAGAUGAUUCCAGAAUGAAAAUGAAUCUGAGGCCCAUAGAUCCCAAGGCCGAGAAUGUUGGGAGUCAACGAGUGGAAGUUCAUCUACAAAUUUUGAAAAUGCCUUCAGACCCGUAUGAGACCACUCCAUACAAGAUCACGGAGUUUCAAGACGUGCAAGAAAACCAAGAGAUUAAAUCUGAAAGCGUGAAGGGUGAAUCUGAGAAGAGUGAGGCACAACUCAAAAAAAAGAAAAAGAAACGAAUGCAGCACUAUUGGACUUCAGCAUCAUACAAGAGAGGACGAAGGCCCAAAAGACCCAAAUCAGAACCAAUCUCCACACAUUCCACACAACCCAGCACAGAAAUUCUGGACAGCAGCCUAUCCAGCUUCCCAGAUUUAACUCUCGAGAGACCAAACUGAAGAAGACAUUUAUUUCAAAGACUGCUAAGGUGAAGACUGAAGACUUUCCAUGAAUUGAAGGAAGUUAACAACAACAACAACAACAAAUUACACUUGUAUAGUGCCCUUCAUGUCAGAAAAACAUCCCAGGGUGCUAGACAAUCAGGAGUUUGGGGAAUUGGGAUCAGA
Molecule: messenger RNA, 1899 nt
Organism: Callorhinchus milii (elephant shark)
Lineage: Eukaryota; Metazoa; Chordata; Chondrichthyes; Chimaeriformes; Callorhinchidae
Gene: rbbp8nl
Product: retinoblastoma binding protein 8-like
Exons: 15
Coding region: 190-1731 (513 amino acids)
Biological process (GO): double-strand break repair via homologous recombination; DNA double-strand break processing involved in repair via single-strand annealing
Cellular component (GO): site of double-strand break
Molecular function (GO): double-strand/single-strand DNA junction binding; damaged DNA binding; single-stranded DNA binding
Source: RefSeq, a predicted model, not a curated record